Rasamsonia emersonii CBS 393.64 is the source of this 2499-nucleotide messenger RNA. RefSeq names its product Annexin ANXC4. Gene Ontology annotation, molecular function: calcium-dependent phospholipid binding; calcium ion binding. The transcript is spliced from 2 exons. The coding region runs from base 1 to 2499 and encodes 832 amino acids. The record is from RefSeq and is a predicted model, not a curated record. NCBI's taxonomy places the organism in Eukaryota, Fungi, Ascomycota, Eurotiomycetes, Eurotiales, Trichocomaceae. Gene Ontology annotation, cellular component: cytoplasm.
AUGUCGACGCUUCAGGUCCCCGACCCUCGCCUGCGCGCUCGUUCCAGGUCUCGCAGCGCUCACAGUAGGGAGCGCUCGCGGUCGCGCGACAGUCGAGCGCCCAGGAAGUACGAUGACUCCGACUCGGAGGAGCAGCGGCGGAAAGCUCGCAGUCGCAGCCGCAGCAGCUACCGGGAAAGCUCGAAAUACGACCAUUCGCAGGAGUAUGAGGACGAUAUAUACCGGCCCAGGGAGCGCAGCAGGGACCGUUACCACCAUUCGGACACCGACGAAGACGAGAAAUACUAUCGUGCCGACAGACGUCGCCAUUCGUCCCCCUACGCCAGCGACUCCGAACACUCGGACUCGGACUCGGAUCUGGAUGCGCUGGCGUACGGCGACACUGCUGCUGUGGAGUCGAGCAUGCAUUAUCGGCCCUCUGCGUCGCCAGAGCGUCGUUCACAUGCCCGCUCGUCCAGCGCGACAUACCAUCUCCGCGAUGAUGACUCGGAUCGCGAGCCGCCGGGCAGCCAUCCCAGCUAUGCGCGCCCAGAGCGAUUCUCCUAUGCGCAGCCUCCGCAAUUCACCCACGCUCAGCCGGCCCAAUUCCGUGAAACCAGACAUGCAAGCUACAGCGGCGCGCAGCCCCAAUUGCCAAAGGAUUGGGCGCCCAUCCCCGAGUGUGAGAUGCCAGGCUACGUGCCGCCCAGCUCUCAGGCGCCGACGACGCAAACGCAGCCUCUCCCAGGCGCCUUUCCAGCGCCCACAACGCAGGCUCCUCCAGGAGGCUAUCCAGCCCCUACAACACAGCCUGUCCCCGGGGCGUUUCCUGCCCCCGUCUCAGGCCCGCCAGAUGCCUAUUCUCACGCCUAUCCGGGCGCACAGCCAUCGUAUGCGAACCUGCCGCAGUGGCAGUAUGCCAAUCCUGAUCCCAACAUCACGUAUUCGUCCAAGUCGAACAAGCAGCCCUACACGCAGUCCAGCACCAACCAGUUCGUGAAGCCGUACACGCUGAGCAGCGAGCCGCAGUUCGAGAUGAACCCGGCGCAGUCCCGGCAGGACGGCGCCCGUCCUCGUCCCCACAGUCUGUCUGUUUCGACGGUCAACAACCUCUCAGUGGGAGGUGGUGAUGGCCUGGGGCCAGGCGGUCGACCGCCAGCGAGUCCGCUACUAGAGCCCUAUCAAGGCACCUAUCAGUCCAUCUCCCCGAUGCCCUCGCCCAUUGCUUCCCCAGCGAGGUUGUCUCCGAGACUGGACGAGGACGUCUCCGAUCUGGAGCCCUUGGAUGGCGGUGGUUCAGGCUCCGACCGGCGGAGGACACGCCAGAACAAGAGCAAGUCGAGAGACGACAGCAGGGAGCGCAAGGACCGGAAAGAGAAGGAGAGAGAGCGAGAAAGGGAGAAGAGCAAAGAGCGGAAACCGAAGUAUUACGACCGACGACGCGACGAUGACAAGGGCAGCGGCCCGGACGAGGUGAUUCUGAUCUCCCCCAGCAGUCGCAAGAAAGUGUCGUUCUACAACCCGACGCCCGAUGCGCUCGCCCUGAAAGAAGCGCUCUUGCACCAUCGCCUCGACCCGCGGCCGUUCAUCACCAUCCUGCCGUAUCUGACCAGCGAUGAGGUCCUGGCCCUGCGGGCCGAGUACAAGAAACAUGCCAAGCUGCACGGCAAGGGGAUCAACAUCGCCAAGCACAUCAAGAUGAGGCUAGACGGGAACACGCCGUUCGGCAAGGUCUGCUACGCCACGGCCCUGGGCCGCUGGGAGUCGGAGGCGUACUGGGCCAACUACUACUACCAGGCAGGCACGUCACGGCGGGAGCUGCUGAUCGAGUCGCUGAUGGGGCGCACCAACGCCGAGAUCCGCGAGAUCAAGGCCUGCUUCCGCGACUCGCGGUACGCCGACAGCCUGGAGAAGUGCAUGAAGGCCGAGCUUAAGGCGGACAAGUUCCGCAUGGCGAUCUUACUGGCGCUGGAGGAGCGGCGCCAGCCGGAGCGCGACACGGUCGAUGUGCAUCUCGUCCAGCAGGACGUGCACAAUCUGCAUCGCGCGCUGGUCUCGCGCGAGGGCGGCGAAACAGCCAUGAUUAAGAUUAUCGUGGUCCGCAGCGACUCGCAUCUGCGCGAGGUCCUGCGCGUGUACGAGAGCAUCUACCGGCAGAACUUUGCCCGGGCGAUGAUUGCCAAGUCGAGGAACCUCGUCGGAGAAACCCUCGCACACAUCCUCAACGGCGUCAUCAACCGACCCAUGCGAGACGCGCUGCUUCUACACCAGGCGAUCCGCGAGUCCCGAUCAGGGCGCGAGCGGUCCGAGCUGCUCAUCUCGCGUCUGGUCCGACUGCACUGGGAGCCGCGGCACCUGGAGCAGGUGAAACACGAGUACCGCAAGCGGUACAACGAGCGGGUCGAGGAAGCCAUUGCGCAGGAAGUGAUGUCAAGCAGUGGCGGGAGAGACUGGGGCGAGUUCUGUAUCGAGCUUGUUCGAAGUUCGUCGUUUCUUACCUCUGAGAGGUCGGGGCGGUAG